AUGACCCAGACCCUCGACACAAGAGAGGACCCUCUUAAUCUGGGUGGCGGCUGGGCACCAUCAGCUCCCUUACGCACCUGGUCGUCCUGCCACCGAAGGCGCAGGGGCGCCCCGAUAUACAGGCGACGACACCGCUACGGCCCCAAGGCAGAGUACGAGCCUCCGAGGAAGCAGCCAAAGCAUCAAUAUGGCCCGGGAUCUUGGUUCCAACCACCACCCCGAAGGCCCAACUGGGCCGUGUGCUCUAACUGGGAGCGCUGGGGAGGGCCCUGGCGCCCUCCUCCGGUGGGAUUCUGGAAGCCCCCCAGUCCGAUGCAAGUGAUUCGGGUGUAUGGUCUGAAUCCGUUCUGCCUUUGCUGCUGCUCCUGCUGGCGCGGGCCCUGGAACCCCGGCUGGGCGAGACCUCCAGGCAGGAAGAAGCGCUGGGGCCGCAGGGGCCGCCGCCACCCUCGCCGCUCCUCCCCGAAGAGCCCACCGCCGCGGGUGGAUCUGGGCACACUGUUGCGGCCGGUCAACUUGUGCGGGUGGCGUGCACCUGGCAUGCGAGCGCCGCAGAACACCACUCAGUUCAUCAUGAACCAGAUCUACGAGGAUAUGCGGCAGGAAGAGGAGCUGGGGCGCCAGCAGGAGGCGAUGCGUGCACAGCAGGCUGAGGCCCGCGGCCAGGUCUCUACAGGCGGCGGCUCCGGAAACAACGCGCCCCUCAGCGGCAGCGAGGACGACGCGGAGCUGCAGGAAACGCCGUACAACUUCGUGCAGAAUCCCUCUCUGCUCGUAUUCACACCUAGGCCGGAGGAAAACCAGUCUCCCACGCCGCAACCGGUGGAGGAAGAGGAGAAAAAUGAGGAUGAGGAGUGUGAAGAAGAAAUGUGCCAUAGGAAGGAGGAGGAGAGUGAGGAGGAGGAGGAGGCGGAAGAGGCUGAGGAAGAUGAGGAGGAGGGGGAGGGGGAAGAGGCCGAGGAAGAUGAGGAGGUGGAGGAGGAGGCUGGCUACUUGGAGGAGGGCGAGGAGGAAGAGGAAGAGAUGGAGGAGCUGGAAGAGGAGGAGGAGGGGCUGGAAGAAGAGGAGCAGAAAGAGGAAGAGAAUUUGCCCUUGGAAAUGCCUUUAUCCAUCCUAGUGGGGGCUGAAGACGAGAGAGAGAACUAUUUCAACUGCACUUACUUAAGCCCAGAACAGAUAAUUCCCCAAGGGCCACAGGAAACUCUACUCAUGGUACAGGACAUUAACUGUUAA
Nycticebus coucang (slow loris) is the source of this 1233-nucleotide messenger RNA. RefSeq names its product coiled-coil glutamate rich protein 1 (gene CCER1). The record is from RefSeq and is a predicted model, not a curated record. NCBI's taxonomy places the organism in Eukaryota, Metazoa, Chordata, Mammalia, Primates, Lorisidae. The coding region runs from base 1 to 1233 and encodes 410 amino acids. The transcript has a single exon.